Messenger RNA from Rhineura floridana, 4417 nucleotides. RefSeq names its product SLIT and NTRK like family member 6 (gene SLITRK6). Gene Ontology annotation, cellular component: membrane. Lineage: Eukaryota; Metazoa; Chordata; Lepidosauria; Squamata; Rhineuridae. Gene Ontology annotation, biological process: positive regulation of synapse assembly; regulation of presynapse assembly; axonogenesis. Gene Ontology annotation, molecular function: protein binding. The coding region runs from base 623 to 3151 and encodes 842 amino acids. The transcript has 3 exons. The record is from RefSeq and is a predicted model, not a curated record.
AGGGGAGGGAGUGUGUGUGUGUAUCGCAGCCGCUUGGAUCCUAAAAAUAUAGAUCCUUGCAAUCCCAGGAGCGAUCAGCUGAAGUCCUGCUGAGCGUCUGGUUUAUUUACUGCAUCCCGAAGCUCGCAAAUGGUUAACUACGUGCAGAAAGUCAGCCUAGCUGGGAAGUCUGCUGUGAAUUUUAAUUGAGGAAAAGGGACAACUGUUUACAGGAUGGUGUAGUGCGCUCUUUUUCGCCCUGGCGUCGUCUUCCCGCCUCUCUCAAGAUCUCUCUCUCUCUCUCAGUCAAAUGAUCUGUCCUGCUUUGGAUCCAGGAUUUUAACUUCAAGGAACUGCAGCUACACUUGAGAUUCCUGCACAGAGAAACCUUAACCCAGAAGACAGGGAAGCGGAAAGUGCUCGUUUUGGGGAUAGCAAGGAAAAGGAUUAUAUUUGAACAGCGCCUCUGUGCAUUCCCGGCUGUGUCAGUGGGUGUAGCUGCUGCACAGCAAAUUGGAUGUCAUCAGUCAAAGCUGCAACCCUUUAGCCUCAUAGAAUGGACUAGCUUCAUUGACAUUGAUAGCACCACUUCAGAGAAGCUGAAGCUGCAAUUCCAUGUGCACUUGCUUGGAGAAGCUGUUGGAUGACCAUGAAGCUCUGGAUACUUACACUAAGUCUGAUGGGAGUUGCUUGCGAUGUACUUCAGUCCAAACUAGCUUUACCUUCAACCACUGGUUCUUGUGACAUGUUAUGUUCUUGCGAUGAAAAGGAUGGCAUCUUCAUUAUAAACUGUGAAGAAAGAGGCAUCAAGGAGUUAUCUCAAGUACAUGUUCCACCAUCCCGGCCUUUCCACCUUAGUCUUCUCAACAACAGUUUGACCAUGUUGCAUGUGAAUGAUUUCUCCAGCUUUAUCAACGCUCUCUCACUCCAUCUUGGAUUUAACUAUAUUCUCGACAUUGAACCAGGAGCAUUUAAUGGGCUGAGUCUCCUUAAGCAACUUCAUAUCAAUCACAAUUCUUUAGAAGUACUUAAAGAGGACACAUUCCAUGGGCUGGAAAACCUGGAAUUCCUUCAAGCAGACAACAACUUCAUCACAAUAAUUGAACCAAGUGCCUUCAGCAAGCUCAACAGGCUAAAGGUGCUCAUUUUAAAUGACAAUGCCAUUGAGUUUCUCCCUUCCAAUGUAUUUCGCUUUGUGCCAUUAACUCACUUGGAUCUGCGUGGGAACCAGCUUCAGACUCUUCCUUACGUUGGUUUUUUAGAACAUAUUGGUAGAAUUCUAGACCUUCAGUUGGAAGAUAACAAGUGGAUCUGUAAUUGCGACCUAGUGGAGCUGAAGGCUUGGUUAGAAAACAUGCCUCCUCAGUCCAUAAUAGGUGAUGUUGUAUGUCACAGCCCUCCCAUUUUGAAAGGAAGCAUUUUAAGUAGAUUAAAAAAAGAAUCGCUCUGUCCCACUCACCCUACAAAUGAUCUUGAUGCCCCAUCAGGUUCAUUGCCAUUGGUAGUUACCACAUCAAUAAGUGAGAGUCACUACUCAACCAAGGUAAUCCCUAUUUUUAAAGCUCCUACCAAGGAAUCUGGUUUGUUACUUCAUGUAACAAAGCCAGCUACUCUGCUUCCUGGAAUAUAUUGUCCUGUCCCUUGUCAGUGCACCAGCAAUAUUCUUUCAGGGAUUUUGAUGCAAUGCCAGGAACAAAACAUUGAAAGCUUGUCAGAUUUAGGGCCUCCUCCUCCAAAUCCUAAAAAGCUUAUUCUAGCUGGAAAUAUAAUCCAGACAUUACUGAAAUCAGACCUCGUUGACUAUGGCAGUCUAGACUUGCUUCACUUAGGAAACAAUCGUAUCGAAAUCUUAGAAGAAGGAUCUUUUAUCAAUCUCACCAGAUUGCAGAAAUUAUAUCUCAAUGGCAAUCAUCUCACCAAGCUAAAUCGUAAUUUAUUUUUAGGCCUGCAGCGCCUUGAGUAUUUGUAUCUUGAAUAUAAUGCCAUCAAGGAGGUUUUACCAGGGACAUUUCAUCCCAUGCCCAAACUUAAAGUUCUCUAUUUAAAUAAUAACCAUCUACAGACUUUGCCACCCCAUAUUUUUUCUGGAGUUCCUCUAGCUAGGCUAAAUCUGAAAACCAACCAGUUUGCACAUUUGCCUGUAGGGAAUAUCUUAGAUGAUCUGGAUCUACUAGUACAACUUGAGCUGGAAGACAACCCUUGGGACUGUACUUGUGACUCAGUUGGGCUGCAGCAAUGGAUACAAAAACUGAAUAGAAAUACAAUGACUGGUGACAUUUUCUGUACAUCUCCAAGGCAUUUAGCUAAAAAGAAACUAAAGUCUCUGAAUACUGACAUGUUAUGUCCUGGCUUAACAAACAGCCCAGUUGCCCCAACUCAUGCUAGCUUCAUAAUCAUCACCACGUCACCAACCACCACCAAUACACCAGACACUAUUCUGCGAUCACUUACCGAUGCCAUCCCUCUUUCUGUUUUAAUCCUGGGGCUUUUGAUUGUCUUUAUAACUAUCAUUUUUUGUGCAGCUGGUAUCAUCGUCCUUGUUCUACAUCGACGGAGAAGGUAUAAAAAGAAACAGGCAGAUGAACAGAUGCGAGACAAUAGCCCAGUACAGCUUCAAUACAGUAUGUAUGGUCACAAAACAACACACCACACAACUGAGCACCCAGCCACAACCUUGUACGAACAGCGUAUGAUCAGCCCCAUGGUUCAAGUUUAUCGAAGCCCAUCUUUCAGCCCCAAAUUUGCAGACCAUCAACGGGAGAUGAAUGACAAGGAUGUGAAUGAUUCCAAACAUCUCCACAGAGGCCUCUUAGAGAGAGAGCACUCCUCUCCUUUGACUGGGUCAAAUGUCAAAUAUAAAGCUAAGGACCAAUCAGCUGAGUUCCUGCCCUUCCAGGAUGCCAGCUCUUUGUACAGGAACAUUCUUGAGAAAGAAAGAGAACUUCAACAACUAGGGAUAACUGAGUAUCUACGGAAAAACAUUGCCCAGCUACACCCUGAUAUGGAAGUACACUAUCCAGGAGCUCAUGAAGAGCUAAAGCUGAUGGAGACACUCAUGUACUCCAGGCCAAGAAAAGUUUUACUAGAACAGACUAAAAAUGAAUACUUUGAGCUGAAGGCCAACCUCCACGCUGAACCCGAUUACCUGGAGGUCUUGGAACAGCAAACAUAAAAAAGACCCUUUUGAGGGACUAAAUCAAAAACUCGUAUCUAUCUUAACUCAGAACUUGUAAAUAAAAGUGCCUUAUAAUAAUGUGUCAUCAAUCAGAACUUUAAGCACAGCAGUAAUCCGAGCGAUAAGAAACUCAGGGAUAACUGUGUGAAGCCAUGGGAAACUUUGCAGGCUCUAUGUCUCAUCCCCACAUUAAAUGUGAACUUUGAGUGACUGGAUUCUGGGAGGAAAUUCAAUUGCCAUAUUCCUCUAGACCUGCCUGGCCAUCCCUCAUUCUUUCGCUUAAGUAAAGAAAAAAAAGCUUGAAGCAUUUGUUACUUCAAUUUCAUUCUUUUCUCUGGAUCUACACCAUAUUUUCGUUAAAAAAGCACCUGUAUACCUAGUUCCAAGAUGCUAGUGUAUAUUGGUUAGGGAUUAGUCCACAUGUAUGAACAUUGUCCACAAAUUGCACAUGACAUUGCCACAUAAUGAACAUAAGAGAAAUUAUAUGAUCUUUUUUUAAAAAAGAUAUUCAAUUGUACACACUCCAGGUCUGCCAGUAUUUAAAUACCUUUUAUUUGGAAUAUUAUUUAUCAGAAAACCUGUUAGAAUAUGAGGAUGGAAGGGGAAAGCUAUAUACAUGCUUUAUCCAGGAAUUUUAAAAGACAUAAACAAAGCCUUUUUGCUACUUUCCCUGGCAGGCAACUUUAAUCACUUUUUGGACAAUCUUCAGUAUAAUGCUGCUAUAGAUUCCUGUGCCCCAUUGGUUUGACACUUAUAUCUGGGGAAAUUUGGAAAGCUACUGAGAAUUUAUUGUAAAUAUAUAAGUAAAUCAAUGAGCUAUUUUUUAUGAUUAUUAUUUAAUGAUUGGCUCCUGUUAUUAUUGUAUUUCAGAGGGAAAAAAUCAAUUCACUGUGGUCAGUUAAAUGUCACAUGCAAAUAAGAACACACAUAAGCAAUGAAAACUUAUUUGUGUGUCUGUGUAAAUACUUCACAUUUGCCACCGUUAUGUAGCAAAAGAGCAUUUCUCAGGCUAAGUAAUAGGUCUGGUUUGAAAGUGACAUCAGGCAUGGGGUUUUUUAAAAGAAAAUCUACAUGUGUGAGGUUUGCAGCUAGUAUCUUGAUUUAAAUUGAAUCACUGGAAUCUAUACAUAUAACAUUAGCACACCAAGAUCCAGGAUCCUGGGUAUGUGCCGAUGUAAUGUGCUAAUGCUGCACACAUAGUUGCUAGUGACUAAGUUUAAAUAUGAUGCUAUUUUUUAAAAAAUAUCUAACAUCCCAUUUAAA